AUCACCAUGAUCGAAACGUUGAUAACGGAAGUUGUCUGUUGUUGCAGUGAAAGUCAUUUGACCGGUUGAGGAAGCAAUGUGAAAAGAGCACAAAUAUUUAAAAAUAACUGUACUCGGAAAAGGAUAUGGAUAUUAAGGAAAUAGAGUGACUCUGAAAUAGUUAAAAUAUAAAUAAUAGUGAAAUUAAAUUUUGUUAAUAAAUUUGUUGCUGAUUGGACUUAAAGAAAAUACAAAUUAUUGAAAAUGUCACACGGUGAUCGUAGCGGUCGUAUCGGUGUGGUGAAAUUUUUGGAAUUGGGCUUUGCGAUAGCUUGUUUGGUGCUCCACUACUAUAGCUUUGAUGAUCGUGACAUAGCAACCUCCCUGUUGGCAACGGGAUCGUUUAGUGGAUACAUCAUUGUUUUAGUUGGAGUAUUUGUGGGCGCCAUGAUGCGAGCCCACAUUCAUCGACGCAUUGACAUCUUCUUCAGCAUUAUGGGUUGUGCUCUGUUCAUAGCUUCGGGCGUCUUCGUCAUCGAAGCCUGGGAAUAUUCAUUUCGUACCAGAACACGAGAUUUGGCACUGAUCAAGGCAUCGCUGGCCAUUGUGAAUGGAGUACUCUUUGGUUUCGAUGCCAUCUUUACAUUUCGUGACAAAUAGACGAGGAAGACGAAGAAAUUUAACUGCCAAAGAAAGAGAUUUGAAAUAUUUUCUUUUAAUUAACCCUUUUUUAUACAUAAAGUGAAUGUUAAUUUUUUUUUGUU
Musca domestica (house fly) is the source of this 743-nucleotide messenger RNA. RefSeq lists its product as uncharacterized. The transcript has 3 exons. NCBI's taxonomy places the organism in Eukaryota, Metazoa, Arthropoda, Insecta, Diptera, Muscidae. Gene Ontology annotation, biological process: septate junction assembly. Bases 244 to 639 code for a protein of 131 amino acids. The record is from RefSeq and is a predicted model, not a curated record.